CGGUCUGGCAGCCUUGCGCAACCAGUUGAAUGCAAAAGAAAUAGAAGAAGUGCGCAAAAUAGAUUGUAUUGUUUUUUUAUGUGUAUAUGUGACAUUGUUAAAGCAUUCCCAAGAAAAGCGGCAAAUAAAUGUGAAAUUGUAUGUUUAUUGUAAAGAGUGCAUACGUCCAAAGCCAGAAACAAUCACAGUUCGAAAAGCAGCCCAACACAUUCAUAUGCACAUACACACACGAACAUACGGAGCGACAUUGAAUGUGUAUGCACACAAUCGUGCAGAGAAACGGGAAACUCUGACUUGUGAGUGUGAGUGAAUAAUUGUGAGAGAAGGAGAGGAGCCGACCAAGCCUGCAAUAGGAUAAUUGAUAAAACAAAACGCGGGCCCGGGCCGACGACCAACUUUGCGUUAAGAGCAGCUCAAGGAUUCGGAUAAUCAGCAGGCGGAGGCGGCGGCAGAAACGAAGAACAAACCCCAAGCACUAGAGAGAAAGAGAAAAACAAAAGUUGUUGUUGCUAAAAAUAGCAACAAAUAGACGAACCCUGCGCCAUCGUUGACGCAGGCCACAGGCGCUUCUACGUAGUACCUUAAUUUCGAUUUGUUUUCCAAUUGGUGGUCGCGACAGUGUCUUUUACGGUUAGCCUGUGAGUUGUGACAAGGCGCAAACUUGAAAUCCGCUCACCUACCGCAGCGCGCUCUUCCCCAAUAACAACAGUCGAAAUCGAAAUUAUGCUUUUGAAAUUUACAAAAACCAGUGGAGCUGGCAAUGCUGGACCGGGCUCUGUGGCGGGUUCCAGUUCAUCCUCAAUGCAAACGACAACAUCGUAUGCCGCUCGCGGAACAGGCAUGAGGAUGACGAUGUCCACCAAUUCCACAAUGAGUGCCCGAAUACAUCGCAAGGGUUUUCGCAUACCCUCGAAAAGACAACCGGGAAAGGGCUUGCCGGGCAAACUUCACACCAUAACUAGGGCGGGUCCUGGCAAGCUAGUUCCCGGUAAGCGAAUACCACAGCGACCACAUCCGCCGCCUUGCGACAACUCAAACGACAGUGGUCUGGGCUUUGACCAGCACACGGAGCUGCGAUCCCCGUCCUCUGGGCCGGGAGUAGCCGAUCCCGGCAGCUCGAAUGGCAGCAGCAUGGGUGGCAUGAGUGCCGUGCAGCGGGCGAAUCUGCUGGUGAACAGCUCACUGACGAACACGGUGGUGGCUGCGGCAGCGGCAGCGGCAGCUGCAGUGGCAAGUAACUCGUUGCAGCAACACCAUCAACAGCAGCAGCAGCAGCACCAACAGCAGCAGCAGCAGCAGCAACAUCAACAACAGCAACAGCAACAUUCACCGCAGCAGCAUUUAAUUCGAGCAAUACCAGCAUCAAGAUCGCGGCAGACCAAGAAAAUGCUGAACGCCUUCCUGGACGACUUGGAACUGGACAGCUCGAACUCGGAGGAAUCGACUGCCUCCGCAUCGCAGUCUUGCUCGGCGACGCCCAGCCCAGAGGGCUACUCGGGCCUCAUCAAUCACAGCAGCAGCGGCAACAGCAGCAGUGGCAACAGCUCGGCUGAUCCAUUUGGUGGCGUCUUCCAGGCCACCGAGGCAGCUGUGGCAGCCGCCGUGUCGGCAUUUAAUGUACAGCAUCAGCUGCCCCCUGCCCAGCAGCAGCAGCAACAACAGCAGCAGCAGCAGCAGCAGCAGCAACAGCAAUUUCAUUAUCCUGGAUUGGGUGUGCAACAGCAGCCGCAGCCGCAGCAGCAGCAGCACCAGCGGAACUUGGCUCGAAGCAGUGGCAAGCACAUCAAGCGCAAGAAGCUCGAGUGCAACCAGCUGGAGCUGGACAAUGACGAUGCCUGCAGCGAGGACGAGUUCAUCCGCAAGAUAGCCAACGCGGCCAAUGCGGCUCCUGUGGUUCCUGUGGCUCCUGUGGCUCCUGUGGCUCCUGUGGCUCCUGUGGCUCCUGUGCCUCCAGUCGCUCCAGUGGCUCCUGCGGCAAGCCCACGCCCUAAGCCUGCCAUGACUAGCGUGCUGCUGCCACGCAAUGGCAAUGAAACAAAGUUCAUUUCGGCCCGGACUGUCACCAGGGUGGCCAACAAGCGUCAGCCCACAACGCCGCUGAACAGCGUCGCCAGCUCGAACGACGGUCAAGUGCAGCUGGAGAUUGUCUCGCAGCCGGAGCAGCAGCAUCGGGCCCGCUACCAGACCGAGGGCAGUCGCGGCGCGGUGAAGGAUCGCAGCGGCAACGGCUUCCCCAUAGUCCGGCUGACGGGCUACGACAAGGGCGCCGUGCUGCAGGUCUUCAUUGGCACGGACAUUGGUCGUGUGGCGCCACACAUGUUCUAUCAGGCGUGCAAGGUGGCCGGCAAGAACUCGACACAGUGCAACGAGAAGAAGGUCGACGGCACCAUGGUUAUCGAGAUCGAUUUCAAGCCAGAGACGGACAUGACCAUCACCUGCGAUUGCGUUGGCAUUUUAAAGGAACGCAAUGUUGAUGUGGAGCACCGCUUUCCCGAGCACCUGGCACAGAAGAACAAAAAGAAAUCGACUCGCUGCCGGAUGGUGUUUCGCACGCAGUUGACCCGCGAAGAUGGCACCACCGAGACCCUGCAGGUCUGCUCCAAUCCCAUAAUUUGCACUCAACCCCCAGGUGUGCCGGAAAUAUGCAAGAAGUCGCUCAAUUCGUGCCCCGUCGAUGGCGGCCUCGAGCUCUUCAUUAUUGGCAAGAACUUCCUCAAGGAUACCCAUGUGGUGUUUCAGGAGACCUACGACAGCGUCAAUGGCGACGAUCCCGCCACGGAAAUAGCUGUGCGACAGCAGCUGAUUGGCGGCACAGCCGCUCUGUGGGAACAGAGCGUGAUGCCGGACAAGGAAUAUUUGCAUCAGACGCAUCUCAUAUGUACAGUGCCACAAUAUCUGCACCAGAAUGUGAUCAAGCCGGUGAGCGUUCAGGUAUCGAUCGUUUCGAGCGGCAAGAAGAGCGAGCCGCACACCUUCACCUACACGCCGAAGGGGCAGUAUUCGACACUAGCGGCUGCCAGCACGUUAAGUAGCACAAUUCACGAUCAAGAUGUGAAUCACUUUAUGGACACUACAGCAGCGCCCUCGAGCAGCGGGUCGAGCUGGUCGGCCAGUGCGCAGGCGUCUGGAUCGGGCGCGGGAGCAGCCGCCAGCGGCGAGGGAGUGGUGGCGGAGACCAAGCACGAGAUAGACUCGGGCAUGAUGCCCCCACCGAUCAGCAACCAGAUACCGAUGGGCGUUGUGCGCCGCUCAUCGCUGCCCAGCGCCUCACCCAUGAUCACCGAUCAGCAGCUGGUCCACCUCAAUGCCGUGGCCGUGGCCAGCGCGGAGGCCUUGAAGAGCGAACUACUCGACGACAGCAGCGCGCACAGUCCGCUGACAGCGGAAGCCACACCGGAUGUCGCCAGUGGCAUGCAGCAGUACCACCAUCAGACGCACUUUGCCCGCAAAUCCAGCCUGGAUACGAUCAUGUUCGAUCACUCGAACAGCUUGCCCGGCUUCCCCGUCACCGCCGUUGACAUUGACUCUGCUGCCGUGGCGGAGGCUGUCGAGUUGGCUGUGAAGAAUGAAAUUGUUAAGCACGUGGUGCAGCAGCAUCAACAACAGCAGCAGCAACAGCAGCAGCAGCAGCAGCAACAGCAGCAGCCACAACAGCAACAGCAGCAGCAGCAGCAGGCCACAGCGGCGGCAGCAGCGAGCGUGCACAAGUUCAUCGAUGAGCUGACAAAGUCCACUUCGGUGGUCAGCAGCAAUGGCACCACAGAGCCAGCACUCUUCAGCAGCGUGGCUGUCAUCGAUCACGCCCUGACCGACAUGCUGCAGUCGAAGGUGCUGGGCCACCAAGCGGUCGCCGCACCCAACGUUGUGCUCGAGCGGAGUCUGUCGCUGGGGUCGACCAACUCGAGCGGCUCGCUGAGCGGCAGCGAGUCCUCGCCGAACAGCUCGCCGCUCACCCAAGACAUCAUCCUCAAUUCGGAGCCGGCGGCUGCUCUGGCCGGUGCCGCCGGCCUGGCGCCGUCUCCCGUUGAUGUUGGCGCUGGCCUUUCCACCGAUAUCAUCAUGAACCCCGCCGUCUCGCCAUCCACCAUACUUUGCUCGGCCAAUGGGGCAGCCACUGCAAUGGUGCCCAACAUCCUAGCGCCCCACCAGGUGACCAUGGCCAACUCGAUACUGAACGACAUAGCCAUGCAGCCGGAGCCGACGCAGCAGGACGCGGCCGUGGCUGCCCUGGCGCUGAGCAACAUCAUGAUGAGUCCACCGACAACAGCUGGCGGGGUGGUGGACACACUGCCACCGACACCGGCAGCCCUGCAGCCGGAGGUGGCUGCCACCGCCACCUCGACGGCGGUCAGCAACAUGAUCAUCAAGGCGGCCGCUGACUUCAUUACCACCCAGGAGCAGGAGCAGCACAACUAUCAUCAUCAGCACACCCGCACGCACACCCAUUCGCACACGCACUCGCACACACGCUCGCCGCAGUCGGGCGUGCCGGUGGCCAACAAUCCCGUGGAGGCUGGCGAGGAUCCGUUGGUCAAUCUGCUUUUGAGCCACUCGACGCCACCCGAGGCGGCAGCCGCUGCUGCUGCAGCCGUCGCCGCGGAGGCUGCCAGCUUUCAGUCACUCGCGGGGCACGGCCACAGCCACAGCCAUAGUCACAGCCACAGUCACAGCCAUAGCCACAGUCACAGUCACAGUCAUGGACACGGCCAUGGCCAUGGUGGCCACACGCACGGCCACGCCCACUUGCCAGUUGUAGCGGCCUCACCACAAGAAUCUCUGAUCGUUGCACUGGCCAGCGAGAAUGCGCUGCAAAAGUCCGUGGCCACCGCCGCCGUCACCACCAACGGGGCCGUGAUGACCCAACAGGCCUCGGCGCCCACCACCGCCGGAAGCAUUUUGCCAGCGGCUGUCGGUGCCGUGGCCGCCGCUGCGGCCGUGGCUGUGCAGCCCCCGAUACCCCAGGAGCUGACCACGAUGUCUGAUCAGGAUCUGAUCAGCUACAUAAACCCAAGCACCUUCGAUCAGCUUUAAACGGCUUGAGAUCAACAAAUUAAAUUACUUGGACGUUUUUUUUUAUGAUUAAAAAAAGAAUAUAUUAAUCAUAUACGGACCUAAUGUUAAGUACGUGUAAAACCCAUGGAUAUGGAUACUAGGUUUCAGUGUGGACCAACUUUGCCUGAGCGACAGCGCAGCAAACUGCCUGCCCGCUGUCUCCCUCAUCAACAAAUUCGAAACAGACACCCAAACACAAAUAUGUAUGGCUUUAUUUAAUCUGUAGCUGUACACAAAUAUACAUAUAUAGCAUUAAUACAC
Messenger RNA from Drosophila subobscura, 5313 nucleotides. It is a transcript of the gene NFAT, whose product is annotated as DNA N6-methyl adenine demethylase. The transcript has 10 exons. Gene Ontology annotation, molecular function: transcription factor binding; DNA-binding transcription factor activity, RNA polymerase II-specific; RNA polymerase II cis-regulatory region sequence-specific DNA binding. The coding region runs from base 724 to 5031 and encodes 1435 amino acids. The record is from RefSeq and is a predicted model, not a curated record. Gene Ontology annotation, cellular component: transcription regulator complex. Lineage: Eukaryota; Metazoa; Arthropoda; Insecta; Diptera; Drosophilidae. Gene Ontology annotation, biological process: regulation of transcription by RNA polymerase II.